Suillus subalutaceus is the source of this 2310-nucleotide messenger RNA. Its product is annotated as P-loop containing nucleoside triphosphate hydrolase protein. The record is from RefSeq and is a predicted model, not a curated record. NCBI's taxonomy places the organism in Eukaryota, Fungi, Basidiomycota, Agaricomycetes, Boletales, Suillaceae. The transcript has 11 exons. Bases 1 to 2310 code for a protein of 769 amino acids. Gene Ontology annotation, cellular component: intracellular anatomical structure; spliceosomal complex. Gene Ontology annotation, molecular function: RNA helicase activity; ATP binding; RNA binding.
AUGACAAUGCCAAAAGAUAAUCCAUACCUUGCCCAUCGACAUCCCACUGAGCGAGCUGCUUCAAGCGCAAGCACUCUUAAUGGUGCCAGCGCUUCCUCGAGAGAGCCUCUCUAUGGUUUUGUUCCUCGGAUGGUCAAUGCAGAUCAAGUCCGUCAGGCAUUGGAACAUGAUUUAAACCCGUUCACAAAGCUGCCCCAUACUGCACAAUACAAAAAGAUACUGGAAGCUCGCAAAAAGCUCCCUGUGUUUGUACAAAUGACUGAGUUCUACAAAAUAUUCAACAAACACCAAAUCAUUGUUAUGGUCGGCGAGACUGGCUCAGGCAAGACCACGCAAAUACCCCAGUUCGUCACCUACUCUGAUCUUCCGCACACCAAGAACAAAAUGGUGGCAUGUACUCAGCCCCGCAGAGUUGCCGCCAUGUCUGUGGCUAAACGUGUAGCGGAUGAGAUGGACGUCCAACUCGGUCGACAGGUCGGUUACUCGAUACGUUUCGAAGAUAUGACUGAGCCUGGCACCACCUUUCUCAAAUAUAUGACCGAUGGAAUGCUCCUUCGUGAAGCUAUGAACGACCCUGAUCUCACCCGCUACUCCACUAUCAUCCUCGACGAAGCUCACGAACGUACCCUCGCUACCGACAUCCUCAUGGGCAUCCUCAAAACCCUCGCCCAACGCCGUUCAGACCUCAAACUGAUCAUCAUGUCCGCUACUCUAGAUGCCCUCAAGUUCCAGAAGUACUUCGCUGUCUCUGGUGAUACCCCCGCCCCGCUCUUUAAGGUCCCAGGUCGUACCCACCCCGUCGAGGUGUUCUACACCCAGGAACCGGAGCCAGACUAUGUCGAGGCUGCCAUCCGCACGGUGCUCAUGAUUCAUCGUGCUGAAGAGCCGGGAGAUAUCCUAUUGUUCCUGACGGGUGAGGAGGAGAUAGAGGAUGCGUGUCGGAAGAUCAAGCUCGAGGCGGAUGACCUUAUCAACUCCGACCCCGAGUCUGUAGGCCCCCUCACGUGCAUCCCACUGUACUCAUCGCUACCGCCGCAACAACAACAACGCAUCUUCGACCCGCCACCGAAAGGCAGUCCGGACGGCCCCCCAGGACGCAAGAUUGUAAUCAGCACGAACAUUGCGGAGACAUCGCUGACGAUCGAUGGGAUCGUGUACGUCGUCGACCCAGGAUUUUCCAAGCAAAACGUGUAUAACCCGCGCAUCCGUGUGGAGAGCUUACUCGUGAGUCCGAUCUCCAAGGCGUCGGCACAGCAGCGUGCAGGCCGGGCCGGGAGAACGAGGCCAGGCAAAUGCUUUAGGCUGUACACGGAGAAGGACUUUAUGUCGGAGCUCGAGGAACAGACGCACCCAGAAAUUUUGAGGAGUAAUUUGGCGAAUACGGUGCUGGAGCUUGUCAAGGCAGGGAUUAAGGAUCUUGUCAAGUUUGAUUAUGUGGAUGCGCCGGCGCCAGAGACGCUAAUGAGAGCACUGGAACUGCUGAAUUACCUUGCUGCGUUGGAUGAUGAUGGAAACCUCACGGCAUUGGGGAGCAUCAUGGCUGAAUUUCCCCUGGAUCCACAGCUCUCGAAGAUGCUGAUCUCCAGCCCAGAGUUCAAGUGUAGCAACGAGAUCUUGACGAUCACUGCGAUGUUGUCAGUACCAAAUGUAUGGCUGCGGCCGAAUAACCAGCGGAAAGAGGCAGAUCUUGCAAAGGCGCAGCUUACCGUCCCUGAUGGUGACCAUCUAACACUUCUCAACGUGUAUAACAACUACAACCAAAAUCAAUACGACAAAAACUGGACCUGGAACAACUACCUCUCCGCUCGGGCGCUGAUGCAAGCAGACAACGUGCGCGAGCAGCUGAAACGGACGAUGGAGCGGUUUGAGGUGGAGCUCAUCAGCGUACAAGAUCAGAAGAAGAUGUUUAUGGCGAUUAGGCAGGCGUUGUGUUGUGGAUUUUUCAUGCAAGUCGCGCAUAAAGAGGGAGAGAAGGGGAACUACAUGACCGUAAAAGAUAACCAGGUUGUGGGGCUCCAUCCAUCGUGCGGGCUGGACACCCAGCCGGAGUGGGUGAUUUUCAAUGAGUUUGUGCUCACGACGAGACCUUAUAUACGGACUGUUACGGAGGUGCGACCGGAUUGGCUCCUCGAAUAUGCGCCUUCGUAUUUCGAUUUAAAGAAUUGGCCGGACAGCGAGAUGAAGCGCGCGUUGCUGAGGACUGGGACAAAGCAGGCGGGAAAAUUCGGGGCGCGGUUUGACCAGGUGGAUGCCUCAAAAGAGGGAGGGGGUUCGGCGAAGAAGAGGAAGAAGAUUAAACAGCAGGGGUAG